UGCCUUCAGAUGCUUUUUGGCUGCUAACGCUAUCGGUUCUUCAAAUAAUUUUCUGUGUUUCUUCUCAAAAAAUUCGAGUUCUGAGAAAAAAAUUUAAAAAUAAAAUAUACAGUUUAGAGUAACGGGGUUCUCUAUAUUGUGUUCUUAUAUAUGUAUUGUAUUAUCCUUGUUAACUUAUUUAAAGUGUGACCCCUUUGGGAAUUUUGCCAAUUAGUUAUAGUGGUUGUUCUGUGAACCAAACAUAAAAAAAAUAAAUUAAUAAAUAAAAAUUAUAUCCUAAAUAAUCAGGAUAUAUGGUCAACUAAAUUGAAAGACCAAGCUAAAGGAAGAAAAAAUAUUUAUUGUACUGCAGAAAAAACUGCUCCUUGUGUGUGUUCAUUUUUAUUCUACUUUUUUUUUUCAAGUCCCAAGUGUAUAUGUGCGUGUGUCUUACUGUGCCAAAAUAAGAAGAAAAAAAUAAAAAAAAAAUAAUUCAUUGACGAUGUCUCGAGUAAGGAUGAGAACAUCAACGACAAACAUGAAAAAGUCCUGGGAAUACUGGACGGUUCUUCUCUUGGGAUUAUUUUAUAUUGCAACCAAAUGCGAUGCUCGUGCGGUAAAUGUCAGUAACUCAUGGACAAUGCCACAAGAAGGACUCAAUGUGUUUUAUCGGUUUUUUAGAGACCGAAUAUCUUGGUUUGAAGCAGAUGCUGUUUGUCAAUUUCAUCAUGCAUAUUUAGUUACCGUUGACAACAGUUUUCAAUUUGAUGCAACACGAGACCUUUUAAGGGAAUUGGAUGUGAACGACAUUGUCUGGAUUGGACUUAUGAGACCGCAGAGUUCGGAACGUUUUAUGUGGUCAAACUCCAAAGUUUUAGCUGCCAACACUGGAUACUGGGCUGAAUCUUUACCAUUAAUGGAGUCACCAUUAUGUGCUGUUAUUGAUCCAAUUCGUGACUAUCGUUGGCAUGCUCUUAGAUGUGGUGGCCCAGAGACAGCAUCAUUCCUCUGUGAAAUGCCAGUUCCUGCGUGGGCCGAGUCAUGCAUCCUAAAGGACUUACCCUCUUUAACUAUGCAAUACAUGGCAGAUACAGCUAGCAUUGAAUUAAUUCGCAACUGUGGCGAGGAGGGACUCAUAAGGCAGAUAUGCCGUGGCAAACAGGACCGUGAAAAAAUUAUGCGCGAGCUAAUUUGCCCUCGGGAACGUCUGGAAUCAAAGAAGCUAAGUGACAUCACCAACUCUCACUUCAAAUCCUUGCAAAUUAUUCGUGGCAUCUCUACCGACAACAAUGAGAACAACGACAUCGAAAUGAUUCCUGUGAAAAUUCCCACCGACUCUACCGAUGAACAACCACAAACCGAAAAAAACACUGUUCAAAAGCUCAUUGAACAAUUCAAUGUUGACGAAUUAAUGCAGGCCGAUCAACCAUCCGGCCGUAUUCCCGGAGAAAUUCCCAUGCCCGUCAAAAAGUCAGCUAAGAAAAUUGUAGUUGCAAUGCAACAAAAGAAACCUACACCUGCCCCCAAAAAGUCAAACAAUCGAGGCAACCAAAAGGAUACCGAACUCGAUGAUAUGAUGAUGGCUGACCAACCCAUUCCGGAUGAUGCAUCGAAUGAGGUCCUCGAACCACUGCCACACAUCAAAAAAGUCCUUCCUCAAGACUUGAUGAAAAAAAUUCCAACCAUUAAAAGUACAACAAUUGUGGAACCCGCUACCACAACCACAUCGACAACAGUGGCUGUGGAACACCAUCGUGUAGAUGAGACUUCGACCGCAAUGCCAACGGCGGCAGCGGUCCACACAUCAUCUGAACCAUCUGCAUUGCUCGUCGACGGAACCACAUCCGAGCUCAUGUUCACAUCCGGUGAUCCUUCUACCUCCUCGCCAAGUCCAUUAAUGACCACAACCGUCAGCGGUAUAGUUCCUGCCACUCAACCAGCUACCAUUGGUCAUCCGAUGCACCCUCAACAGCAGCGGACCAAUGUCAUCACCGAGGAGGCAAAUCAUCCUCAUGUUAAAGAAACAAAUGAUAAUCAUUUCAUACCGCCAAUGUUGCUGGUAAAGUCUCACUAUGUGCCACCUUCAAAAGAACAUCCUCAUGUUGCAUCCACAUCAGACGAGAGUGAUGUUGAAACCGCAGGAACUACAAUUGAAAACUUACACCAAUUGGAAGAUUCAAGCGUGCAGCUUUCGAAUGCAGACACCGUUGCACCACAAACAACAGAGGUGGUAACCAUAAAAGUGCUAGACAAGGAAUCACCUGCUACUGCUGCAAACUCAUCGGAAAUUCAAUUACAGGUCACUACGACCGCUCGAGCUGAAAUAACCACACAAGAUGCUUCAAUAGCUUUCCAGACCCAAUCCCAUACAAUGAAACCUGCCACAACACCAGCAUCAGAAUCUGAAUCUGAAUCCGAUUCGGAACCUGUGGCAACGACAACUUUUCCAGCCGAAAAAAUUACGGAACUCGUUAUACCGACAACCGGCAACGGCGGCGGCAGAGCAGCCAACUCUUUCCCCACUCAAACUCUUCCAUCAUCAUCAUCAUCAUCAUCAGACUCAGUGCUGCAUCAGAAUGACGUGACUUCAUCGUCGUCGCAGGCUCCUCUUGUCCACACCAUCGAUGAUACACAAACAGAAGAAGGACUGAUGGUAACAGAAAAAACAGCAGACCAACUACCACAACAAUCAACACCAUUUGUCGCCAGCAGCAGCAGCAGCAGUAACACUGGUGACAGCAUGUCUCCCCCAUUACCAGUUCUUCCCAUCUCAACUUCCACUGAAAAUUCCGGAAUUAUUUCUUUGACUACGGCAACCACAACUCUGGCCCAACAACAACAACAACAACAUGAUGAGCCCCAUCCAACGAGAAACUUCCUUAACGAAGAAACCUACCCCCCAUUUAAGCCAAACCGUAGACGCUCCCUCACCAAACCAGAUACCCCGAGCUAUUUCAAGAAGAUUCUAGGAUAAUCAUCUGGGAUGUAAAAAGUUUCCGCACUUUCGUCCCUUCUUCGAGGCGAACGCAAACAGACAAACUAUGUUGAUUCCUUUUUUUGUUAAAUUUUUUUUGUGUGUUGUUUUCAUUGUUUGUGUCUGUGUGUGUGUAAUAUUGGAAAAAGGGGUGGAGGGGGUUCGAAGGGGUAGUAAGAAUUUUAUGUGAAAAUUUGUCAACCUGCUUUUUAUUACCUGCAUAGCAUUCAUUCCUUCUGCAUCCUUUCAACAUUCUUCCUUUUCCUCUAAUCCUCUGUUCCCCUGCUCACUCUGAAACAAGAACACAAAAAAAACUUAAACAUAAACAUCGUUCUUGAUGGUGAAAAAGAUGUCGAGCCACAAAUGAGACACAGGGGGCAAUAUAAACCCCACAGGGUACAGUUAGAAAAGUUUUCUACUUUUCUGUGUGUGUUUUCCUUGUUUUUUUUUUUUUGUUUUCAAAAAUUGUUUUUCAUUUUAUUACCUUUUUUCUUUCUUUCUUUUUCUGUUGUAUAUUUGGAAAAAAAAAUAAGGAAGGAAGUUAGAGGACGAUGAUGUUAAAGGAAGUUAGUCCCGUUGCCAAAACAGAAAAAAUGUAUGACAACCAAAAAAAAUAAAAAUAAACAAAA
Messenger RNA from Episyrphus balteatus (marmalade hoverfly), 3582 nucleotides. Its product is annotated as mucin-5AC. Lineage: Eukaryota; Metazoa; Arthropoda; Insecta; Diptera; Syrphidae. The transcript has 6 exons. The coding region runs from base 482 to 2953 and encodes 823 amino acids. The record is from RefSeq and is a predicted model, not a curated record.